AUGGCCAAUGUAAUACCCACUGUCGACGGAAUUCCUGUCGUUAAGCUCUCCUCCGCGCAGCAGCAGCAGCAACAACCCCCGUUGGCCGAUGCCGAUGUAAAGCCGCUCGAAACGGCCCGUGAUGCUAUCGGCACGGCCCCGUCCCGGUGGUGGCUCCGCACCUCGGCCGUUUGGUGGAGGUCACUGCAGUAUGUGGGCAUGACACUGCACUUUUUAGCGCCGCAACGCCCCCCGAGUCCUGCAUUCACAAAAACCAUUCGCUCGACCAUAUCCAAAACCAAGGGCGAGUUAACGCUGCAGUUCUACACACCUGAGGGAUACGACACGGCAGCCAAAACCGGCACAAAAUUCCCUGCCGUCGUCAACUUCCACGGCGGCGGCUUCACCAUCGGCAACGGCACCGACGAUGCCCGGUUCGCCCGUUUCGUUCUCGAGGAGUGCAACGCCGUCUUCGUCAGCGUGGACUACCGGUUGAGCCCUGAAUACCCCUUCCCCGUGGCAGUCGAGGAUUCCACGGACGCCCUACUCUACCUGAUUCAGUCCGGGCCCGACCUCCACAUCGACCCCCUCAAGCUCGCCACAUCCGGCUUCUCGGCCGGCGCCAACCUCUCCCUCACAUCCACCCUCCGCCUCGCCGACCACCUCACAACCCUGAAACAAUCCAACACCCCGGUCCCCACCCACCAAAUCCGCGCCGUCGCCGCAUGGUACCCCGUCACGGACUACACCCAACCGCGCGCCGCCAAGCGCGCCGCCUCCGUCCGGCCGGACCAAGCGCUCCCGGAAACGCUCACCGCGCUCUUCGACGCAUCCUACCUGCAACCGCCCACCCUGCAGCUCGCCAACCCCUACCUUUCCCCCAGCCGGGCCACCGACGCCCAGCUGGCCGCGGCCCUCCCGCAGACGGUCGUCAUGUACACGUGCGAGUACGACAUGCUGAUGCGCGAGGGCGAGGCGCUGGCGGCGCGGCUCGGGCGCGCGCCGAUUGGGAGGGAUGUGAGGUAUAAGAUGGUGGCCGGGGUGCCGCAUGGGUGGGAUAAGUCGCCGGAUCCGACCAAGGUGGCGGCGGGGUCGGAGGAGUUGUAUCGUGAGUGUUGUGGGUACUUGAGGGAGGCCUUUGAGGCGGCGUGA
Messenger RNA from Chaetomium fimeti, 1131 nucleotides. RefSeq names its product Alpha/Beta hydrolase protein. Gene Ontology annotation, molecular function: lipase activity. The coding region runs from base 1 to 1131 and encodes 376 amino acids. NCBI's taxonomy places the organism in Eukaryota, Fungi, Ascomycota, Sordariomycetes, Sordariales, Chaetomiaceae. The transcript has a single exon. The record is from RefSeq and is a predicted model, not a curated record.